AUGGAAGUUGAUCGGCUCAAACCGGGAACGUCUCCACUGUCGUCCGAAACGCUUUUGUGGUUUGAAUUUUUAUUAGAUCCGACAUUACUUGAAAAACAUUUAAAUAAAUCUAAUCCUGAUCCGUCGCCAACCGAUUUGAUAGUAAAGUUUUUAAACGUUGAUAAAAAAGAAGAGGCAAUAGUUUUAGAUGAUGAAAAUGGUGAUUGCAAUGGUCAUUCAGCUCCGAAAAUAACAAAGAAAAGUUUAUCAAUUAAACUAUUAAGUUUAAGAGUUGCUGCUUUUUUAAAUUGGGAUUUAGAUGUAUUUGAAGUCAAAUUACCUUUACCAAUGCAAGUUGCCUUACUUCAUGAUUUACUUUACAUUGCUUUCGAGGAGGAUGUUAAUGUUAACACUCAUAGCAAUAUAAAUUUAUCUUCUGCCGAUCAUCAAACUGUUUUCGCUAUUUCACUUUAUCACAGAUGGGUUUUAAAAUCGUAUAUGUGUGGUUCGUUAAUAAUCAAGCAGCCGAAAGUUCCCUUCAUCCCAAUGCCUGGAUUACAAGAUCCAAAUUUAAUUGCUACAAAUCAAAGAGAAGAAAUAAGAUCAAAAUUAGUUAAUCAAAUUAAUGAUAGUUUAGAAAUUUGUAAAAAAUUAAUUAAUUUAUCAUCUCUCACAGUGCCCACAAUUGAUUCGUUUAUACAUAUUGACGAAGAAGCGACUGAUGUAAAAGCAAAAUGGUUAAGCGGUACGGAAGUUAAAACGGAAGAGUUUAAAUGUCAAAUUUACUACGAGUUGGGUUGUUUUAGUUUUUUUAAAGAAGAUUACAGCGUUGCCAAAGAUUAUUUUUACGAAUGUUCUAAACUUUAUGAAAAAUUAGAAAAAAAUUCAAAUUUAAAAAGUAAAGUUAAAUUUUGUAACAUUGAUAAAAGUAAAUUGGAAGGUUAUUGUAAAGCUUGUGGAAUUGCAGUGUCAGAUUCAGGGGAAAAAAAUGUUUAUGAUAAAUUCAAAGCGUCUUUAAUGAAUCAGUACACUGGUUUGAUGCAAAUUUUACAAGAGGACAACAUUUUGCAAAUAAUACCAUUGAUAGACAGAGAAUUAUUAGAAAGGGAUGUUCAAGUGGCCAUUUGCAGCGGAGCCUUUACAGUAGCUAAAGAUUUUUUUUAUAAAAUUCAAAUAUUAAAUACACUACGAAGAGUUUGCAGUCAGGAAACGAAUAACAUUGAUUUUGAAAAAUGUCUUAAAAGUUCUGGUGAUAAAGGAAUGGAUUUUUUCAUUUCAUCUUUGAAGGAUUUAAUAACGAAUUCAGUUGGGAAAAGGCUAGGAAAUUUAAAAUUUUUCUUAUUAGACUUGAUGAUAAAGGAUUUGUCUGGAGUCGAACAACGUUGUUCGUCGACAUUAGCGGAUGCUCUAUUGGAUGUCGAUUGUGUAAAAGGACUUUUCAAUGAAAACGAAAUGAAUUUUCUCACAUGCCUUAAUUCGAAGGAAUCAAACGAAGUCAACGCGAUUGUACCCCCCGGCACAACUCAAGCUCUUUCGCAUUUAUUAUCUAGGAGUCCGAGACUCGAGGUGAUGAACAUACAACAGCAAUUGAUUCAAAAUUACGACACGGAAGGAAUAAAACAACUUUUGCAAAAGCUAUCGUCUAAAAAUUCAGGGAAAUCAUGGUGGAAAUUAAAUUACAAAUGGCAUUUGCCCAUUCCGCUUCAAAGCGUCGUCAUGGGUUUUUCCAAAGGAUACCUUCAGGAUUUAGUUUAUAUUUUACUUGCUAAAUCUCGCGAGCUUAGCAAAAAUAAAGAUUUUAAAAAAUCAAUUUUACUCCUCGAAAACACGGCAAAAGAAAUAAAAGAAGCUCCCGGUACGAAAUUAUACUCGAAUUACAUAACAAAACUCAACAGAUUGAUCGAAUGGGAGAUUUUAUUAGUGCAAAUAAAUCAUUAUUUGGAAGAAUAUCCGGAUAUAAUUAUGCAUCCGAAUCAGCUGAUAUCAUCUUGCAAAUCGUGUUUGGCUGCUUUACAAUCCGGUAAUUCGGUCAUACCGAGACUCGAAGUAAUGGAAAAUUGCGCUUUGGCUCUUUUAAAUCUCGGAGAAUGGGAUGCUCUGACGUCACUGGAUAAAAGAUGGAAUUUUUUAGAAUUGGCCGGAGCGAUCGCUUCCGCGUGUCAAGACAUAAACAAACACAAAGGAAGCAAAAAACUAUCGAGGGAGGCUUGGGAUCUAAUACUACCGGUGUUUGGUCCGUCAUCACAACCGAAAAGAUCCGGUGGAUCCACAGCAUCUCCAACAGGAUCAAAUCUUACGAAAAAUUGCCUGUUGAAUUUUCUCAUACGUUUAAGGGAGCCGACGUGUUUGAGUGUCGUCAUAUCCCUACUCGCGAGACUUCACAACGUUUUAAAAGACGAACCGAAUUUGGAAAUAAAUUGUCAGUACAUCGGAUUAUGGCCGGCUGUCGUGAGCAACUCGAAUUCGUACAGUUCCCGAUCCGUCGCUGAAGUUUUAACUCAAGUCAUAUUGAAAGCCAUUAAAUUCAUGCCCAAACACAGUUCGUUCUUGCGAGUUUUGGGAGAUCUCAACUACGUGACAAACGAUUGGACGAACGCAUUGAAAUAUUAUUUGGAAGCCGGAGCCGUUUCAAGCGAUUUUUUCUCACAGCCCGUACCGAAAACGGUUUUAGAUGAUUUCACGUAUAAAAGAAUGAUAAAAUGUUGUUCUCAACUACAGUGUCACACACAAGCUGCCGUUCUGUGUCAAUUUUUGGAAGAAGUGGAUUAUUCGUGCGCGUUUAAAAAUUUAACGGAAACUAAAAAUUCACAAUGUUCCGACGCGAUGGACGCAUUUUAUUUGUGCAUAUGGGAUUUAACGAUAUUAGAAUAUUUAAUUAAUUUGCACAACAGGAGAGGAGAAAAUCAAAGGAAACAACAAGUGGUUAAAUUAAUCGGUUUGCUCGAGCUCAACAGUAACAACAACGAAGAAAUCCAACGGGAAGCGGCCAAUUUGAGAAAGAAAUUAUUUUUAAGAGCCAUGACGAAUCAAUACACUUUAUCGACGAAUACCAAUUCGUUUUACGCAAAAAAUUAA
Pediculus humanus corporis (human body louse) is the source of this 3054-nucleotide messenger RNA. RefSeq lists its product as uncharacterized. Bases 1 to 3054 code for a protein of 1017 amino acids. The transcript has 15 exons. NCBI's taxonomy places the organism in Eukaryota, Metazoa, Arthropoda, Insecta, Psocodea, Pediculidae. Gene Ontology annotation, cellular component: integrator complex. Gene Ontology annotation, biological process: snRNA 3'-end processing. The record is from RefSeq and is a predicted model, not a curated record.